Molecule: messenger RNA, 2253 nt
Organism: Malassezia vespertilionis
Lineage: Eukaryota; Fungi; Basidiomycota; Malasseziomycetes; Malasseziales; Malasseziaceae
Exons: 1
Coding region: 1-2253 (750 amino acids)
Source: RefSeq, a predicted model, not a curated record
AUGGCGAAUGGCGCAGUCGCAUCUCCCGUGCUGGGAGAACACAAAGCGUCGCCGGUACCUGGGGGAGAGGAGCUGCAGAUGGGAACGGUGCUUCUUGUGUGCCUAAUUCAUGACAAUGAUCAGUUGCGUGAGCGAUGGACGGAGCUUGGUGAGCGCGCACUGUGCCCUUUGUUCUGUGCGUUGGGCGCGUUGCAACAUGCAUCCAGCUUACUCGUGGGCGGCGUACUGUACAGAUGCGAGCCAAAAUCCGAGCUUGUUUCUUUACUACGACCCGAGGAGAGCAUCGAGCGCAUCCCGUUUCUCCCAGCAGCGCGGUUUACUGCUCACGCCCACAAGGUGCUUUCUGCGCGCGGCGGCGCCGGUGUUGCGCAGCUGGAUGCGCUUGAUUUGCGUCGUGGAGAGAUGCAGACAGAGCGGGAUAUUGCGGAUGGGCUUGCCGCGGCUUUGGAAAUGCUCGAUGCGCGUGAAACACAAGCGCGGAUUGCGCCGUUUGCGCGCGCGGCGCUUGCCGCCAACUUUCCUCCCGUUUUAUCACGCUAUCUGCUGCAUAUUGACGCGUGUGAUGGCAGCGCUGUUCCCCGCGCACCUGCCCUUGAACCUGCAUUGAAUAUGGCAUCUACCUUUGACGGUAUGGAUACGGUCGCGCUUGUCGCACAGCUAAACAGACGGCCCAUUACGAUCGGAACGGUCGUGAGUGUACGCAAUGCUAGCGCAAGAGCGCGCAUUUCUGUUGCGCGUGCGAUGCAAGACAUGAUAUGCACACGACUGUGCGAGGGUCAUGUAAACUUGAACGAACUGCUCGGCGCCGAUUGGCGGCCGCCCGAGGACGUGGAAGUGGUGCUGAGCAGCGCACACAUUAACAAAGCACUGCGCAAGGAUGCGAACGGUGCAGAGGAAGCAGGACCCAAGAAGCGACAGCGCAGCGAUAUGCCCGUGACUGCUGCGACGGUCAGCACGACGCCCAAACAGGACCAGGUGCUUCUCGGGAAAAUUUUGCUGCUCCAGCAGCGGCUCACAUUGAUGCUCAAGAAUCUGGGUCAGUUGGCUGCAUCCCAUAAUGGCACGGCUUUGCAGAGUCAGACACUGGAGAAGAUCAAGCAACAAUUGCUUGUCCAGCAGCAGGCGAUCAACGCACAAACCUAUCGAUUACGCACCAGCAAGCAGCCCAACUUUAAUCCGAUUCUCCAGGCCUUGAUUACGAUUGACAAGGAAGCGCGCGAGGCUGGCAUCCAGCUACACGGUCCAGGCAGUGCGCCUUCCAACGCGCGCCAGGAGCUGAAGAGCAGCGCUACCCAAGGAUCCAACGCGCAGCAGAUAUUUUGGCAAGGUGUGGUACGCUGGAGCGCUUCCGGGCAGGUCAAUGGAGAGAGCAUGUUUACCUUUGUGGUUGCAUCGAUAGCCAAUGCUGGCAAUGCUCGUACGCAGCUUGGCUUGCCGUGGCCCAGCAUCAUGGAAGUACAGCAUUUUUUAUCCGCGGGUGCAGCAGACUUGCAAAGGAUGAUUUCGACACACCGGAUGCCUGUCGUACUCCUUACACUACGAAGCCUUGUGUCGAAUGCACCGGUGCGCGGCGCAGAAAACAAUGAGCGCAACUAUCGCUGGCUUGCAGAGAUGCUGCAACUUAACCGAAGGGUGGCCUACAUACCGCUCGGUGGUUCUGGAUGUGGUAUUUUGCUAACACCACUCGCAAACCUACGGCCGCAAUCCGCCGGCGCAAACGAAACGCCGCGUUUGCUUGCGCUGGUAUCGCGCACACCAAUACCGUUUGCGGAAAUGACCAUGUCCAACGCGGCUACCACUACAGCGACGAAUACUCGGGGUAUGGUAUCGACAGCUCCAGCGAUGCAAACUGUCCCAAAGGAUAUGAUGCCGCAGGAAGCGACGGCCAUGUCCAAUUUUGCCCCACACAUGCCAGUGCAAUCGAUGACAUCUUCGAUGCUGAAUGCGUCGCAAAUGCUCUCUAUCUCACAACCCAGUAUAAAUACCCCCGAGCUGAUGCAGAAUAUGGCCCAGCCAUUUUCUUUUCCCCCUGCUGGCGUCUCCAACACGUUUGUGCAGCCACAAACAUCCCUUUCGGACACACUCUCGCAGCUGCUGGCGCAGACGAAUGUGCCAAACAUGACGAACACGGUGCCGCAAAUGCAAGCAAGCAACCCCAUGGCUGGCAGCGUUUCGCUUGCUGUGCCAUUGCAGCAGACCAACACGACAAAUACCCUCACCGCGGAGCAGCUCCGUGCGCUGGGCUUUCCUUAA